Molecule: messenger RNA, 459 nt
Organism: Linum tenue
Lineage: Eukaryota; Viridiplantae; Streptophyta; Magnoliopsida; Malpighiales; Linaceae
Source: the annotation of a GenBank genome assembly
AUGUCUCUCUUCUUCUCAAAGACGAAGGCCACAGAGCAAAGAAUCCCAUCACCUUCGCCUCGCACAGGCACAGGCACACAGCCUCCCUGCCGCCUCCGCCUACCACAACCAGAGCUAAAUACGGGCGACUCCAGACAAGCACAAGUAAUUGCUUUCUGGAUGGUGGUCGCUGUCAUGUCUGCUAGUUGGUAUGGUAGAAACUGCAGCAGCGAAGAAACAGAAGCGAAACGGUUAAGCUCUGCUGCUGCUAGGUUACAUAUUCGUUCCCGGCUAGCUGCUGGUAAUGUCAUCCAUCCGCUGGAGCAAUUGCAGCUCAAAUUAGAAUUGAGGCUACUGGAAGCUCUCAUGAUUUACCCUCCCUUCAGGCUCUACUGUUUGAUCAAAUGCUACAUUGCACUAAAGGGAAAUGCUCCUAUUCAUGAUGAGAAGCGAGUUUGGAGUAUUUGCAGUAAUGGGUAG